Gorilla gorilla gorilla (western lowland gorilla) is the source of this 1816-nucleotide messenger RNA. RefSeq names its product dynein regulatory complex subunit 3 (gene DRC3). The transcript is spliced from 12 exons. Gene Ontology annotation, molecular function: protein binding. Gene Ontology annotation, cellular component: cilium. The record is from RefSeq and is a predicted model, not a curated record. Bases 1 to 1629 code for a protein of 542 amino acids. Lineage: Eukaryota; Metazoa; Chordata; Mammalia; Primates; Hominidae.
AUGAACCGGCCGUGCAACUCGAUGGAGCCGAGGGUGAUGGACGAUGACAUGCUCAAGCUGGCCGUCGGGGACCAGGGCCCCCAGGAGGAGGCCGGGCAGCUGGCCAAGCAGGAGGGCAUCCUCUUCAAGGAUGUCCUGUCCCUGCAGCUGGACUUUCGGAACAUCCUCCGCAUAGACAACCUCUGGCAGUUUGAGAACUUGAGGAAGCUGCAGCUGGACAAUAACAUCAUUGAGAAGAUCGAGGGCCUGGAGAACCUCGCACACCUGGUCUGGCUGGAUCUGUCUUUCAACAACAUUGAGACCAUCGAGGGGCUGGACACACUGGUGAACCUGGAGGACCUGAGCUUGUUCAACAACCGGAUCUCCAAGAUCGACUCCCUGGACGCCCUCGUCAAGCUGCAGGUGUUGUCGCUGGGCAACAACCGGAUUGACAACAUGAUGAACAUCAUCUACCUCCGGCGGUUCAAGUGCCUGCGGACGCUCAGCCUCUCUAGGAACCCUAUCUCUGAGGCAGAGGAUUACAAGAUGUUCAUCUGUGCCUACCUUCCCGACCUCGUGUACCUGGACUACCGGCGCAUUGAUGACCACACAGCAAGUGUCUCCCGCUCAGUCUCCCAGCCCUGUGAGACAGAGUCCUCAAGCCCCCAGAAAGAGCUUGCGGAGGCUAAGCACCAGUACAGCAUCGACGAGCUGAAGCACCGGGAGAACCUGAUGCAGGCCCAGCUGGAGGACGAGCAGGCGCGGCGGGAGGAGCUAGAGAAGCACAAGACUGCGUUUGUGGAACACCUGAACGGCUCCUUCCUGUUUGACAGCAUGUACGCUGAGGACUCAGAGGGCAACAAGCUGUCCUACCUGCCUGGUGUCGGUGAGCUCCUUGAGACCUACAAGGACAAGUUUGUCAUCAUCUGCGUGAAUAUUUUUGAGUAUGGCCUGAAACAGCAGGAGAAGCGGAAAACAGAGCUGGACACCUUCAGUGAAUGUGUCCAUGAGGCCAUCCAGGAAAACCAGGAGCAGGGCAAACGCAAGAUUGCCAAGUUCGAGGAGAAGCACUUGUCGAGUUUAAGUGCCAUUCGAGAGGAGUCGGAACUGCCCAACAUUGAGAAGAUGAUCCUAGAAUGCAGUGCUGACAUCAGUGAGUUGUUCGAUGCGCUCAUGACGCUGGAGAUGCAGCUGGUGGAGCAGCUGGAGGAGACUAUAAACAUGUUUGAAAGGAACAUUGUUGACAUGGUAGGAGUGUUUAUCGAAAAUGUCCAAAGCCUGAUGGCCCAGUGCCGGGACCUGGAGAGUCACCACCACGAGAAGCUCCUGGAGAUCUCUAUCAGCACCCUGGAGAAGAUUGUCGAGGGCGACCUGGACGAGGACCUGCCUAACGACCUGCGCGCACUUUUUGUCGAUAAAGAUACGAUUGUUAAUGCUGUCGGGGCAUCGCACGACAUCCACCUCCUGAAGAUUGACAAUCGAGAAGAUGAGCUGGUGACCAGAAUCAACUCUUGGUGUACACGUUUAGUAGACAAGAUUCACAAGGAUGAGAUCAUGAGGAACCGCAAGCGUGUGAAGGAGAUCAAUCAGUACAUCGACCACAUGCAGAGCGAACUGGACAACCUGGAAUGUGGCGACAUCCUAGACUAGAUGAAUGUCAGCCACAGGAGCUUCUUCAAAACAGCACCAGCCCCAGCCAGGAGAAGGAAGUGCACACGCCUCACCGAGCACCUCUAGAGAGUUGCUGGGCAUCUCUCAACCGCGAUCCCCAACACCAUUCUUCCCCCACCCCUGGAAAAACUUCCAAAAGUAGAGAAAAUAAAGGACUCAUUUCACA